UGCCCCGAGAGUUAGAUCAGAGAGGGCAAUAAUUAAGGAUCUUUGGUUAGAUCAUUUACUUGCCCGAUUGAUAAUUCCUGCGGUUAUCCUGAGUAAUCCAGUCUUCGACAUUCAAAGCUGUGAGUCAUUGAUGAUAAAUGGCAGUCUCCAUGGCGUCCCCGGUGUGUCUGGUUGAUAACGGGCCUGACGGGUGCAUGCGUGUCCAGCAGGAGGCGCUGCAGGUGCUGGAGCAGAUCCAGCAGCCGGUGGUGGUGGUGGCCGUGGUGGGGCUCUACCGCACGGGCAAGUCCUACCUCAUGAACCGGCUGGCCGGCAAACACACAGGGUUUGCUCUGGGCAGCACCAUCGAGUCCAAAACCAAAGGAAUCUGGAUGUGGUGUGUACCUCACCCCUCUAAACCAGGACACACUCUUGUCCUACUGGACACAGAGGGACUGGGAGAUGUAGACAAGGGAGACUCCAAGCAUGACACACAGAUCUUCUCUCUGGCCGUCCUGCUAAGCAGCACUCUGGUUUACAACAGCAGAGGAACCAUCGACAAUAGGGCUGUGGAGGAGUUGCAAUAUGUAACAGAGUUGGCUGAGUUCAUCAAAGUGAAGUCAUCUGAUGAAGAUGGAGACGAUUCCGAGUUUGUCAAGUUCUUCCCCAGCUUCAUCUGGGCCGUGAGGGACUUCACUCUUGAGAGGAAGAUCGACGACAAGGAUGCGACAGAGGAUGAAUACUUAGAGUUUGCCCUGAAGCUGAAACCUGGUAGCUCUAAAAAGAUAAAUGACUACAACCUUCCUCGGGAAUGCAUCCGGAAGUACUUCCCAUCCCGGAAGUGUUUCACCUUCCCAUUCCCCAGCCGCCCGGAGGACGUGAAGCGUCUGGAGAGCUUGACCCAGUCGGAGAUGGCCCCAGAGUUCCUAGAGGUCGCGGAGCGCUUCUGCACCUUCGUCUUCAAUCAGAGCCCUGUGAAGCAGCUGAAGGAUGGACACACUGUCGACGGCAGGAUCCUGGGGCACCUGGUGAAGAUGUACGUGGAGACCUUGUCCAGCGGAGGUGUGCCCUGCUUGGAGAACGCAGUGGUUGCCAUGGCGCAGAUUGAGAAUGAGGCUGCUGUGAAGGAGGGUCUGGAGGUUUACGAGAGCGGCAUGGUGCAGCUGAGAGCCAAGUUCCCCGUGGACCUGCCUGACUUGACCUCUGCACACCAGCGCCUCAACACCCUGGCAACAGAGGUCUUCAUCAAGCGCUCCUUCAAGGACGACGGGAAGCACAUUAAGUCUCUGGAGGAGGCUGUCAACAAGCUGUUCAGUGGAUUCCUGCACCAGAAUGAGGAGGCCUCGGUCCUGAAAUGCCAGGAGGUCCUCACAGGACUCUCUGCUCCACUAAGGGAAAAACUCCAGCAGGGAUUCUACAUGAAGCCCGGAGGAUACCAGCUCUACAGCCAGGACCUGGAGGACAUUGUGAAGAAAUACAAAAGCCAGAGCCACCUGGGAGUCAAGGCUGAAGAUGUGUUGGAGGGCUUACUGAAGCGAAUGAAGGAGGAGUCCUCAGCCAUCCUGCAUGCUGACCGGAAUCUCAGCGCCAGGGACAGACAGAUCUGUGAGGAGCGUGAGAGAGCCGUGAUGCUGCAGCAGGAGGUGAAGGUUAACGAGGAGCGUCAGCGUCAGCUGGAGGAGCGCAUGGUUGCGGAGCAGAGGAGCAACGAGGAGCGCAUGCGACAGGUGAAGGAGAAGAUGGAGCAGGAGAUGAGGCAGCAGCAGGAGGAGGCUCGACGCGCCACAGAGAGCCAGCUGCGUGAGCAGUCUCUCCUGCUGGAGAAGGGCUUCCAGGAGAAGGCGGACAGGUUGGGGCAGGAGAUGCGAGAGGCCCAGCGGAGAGCAGAGGAGUCAGAGAAGAGCAGGAGCCAGGAGUUCACCCGCCUGCUGGAGCAGCAGGACCGCCGGCACAGCGAGACCAUGGCCCUGAUGAGGGAGCAGAACCAGGCCAUCCUGAAUUCAGGAGGAGGAGGAGGAGGAGGAGGAGGAGGAGGAGGAGGGGGUAUAUUGGGCUUUUUCAAAUCACUCUUUAGCUAA
Sardina pilchardus (European sardine) is the source of this 2057-nucleotide messenger RNA. Its product is annotated as guanylate-binding protein 1-like. The record is from RefSeq and is a predicted model, not a curated record. Lineage: Eukaryota; Metazoa; Chordata; Actinopteri; Clupeiformes; Clupeidae. The transcript is spliced from 12 exons. Gene Ontology annotation, molecular function: GTPase activity; GTP binding. The coding region runs from base 138 to 2057 and encodes 639 amino acids.